ACAUCGACGCCGGUCCUCAUCGCCGGCCGAAACUUCGACUCGUGGUUCUCGUCAGUUUCAUUUCUGCUUCUUCUCCCUCUCGUGGCUAGAUCAUUUAUGUGGUUUGGUUCACUUCAGGUCAUACCAAGCACAGAGAAAAGCAUUUGGGUAGGUUUUGCGAUCUGUAAUUUUCGGAAGGAGAAACGAAAAUGGCGUUUAGAGGGAAGGAGAUGAUGAAGAAGCUAGUGAAGAGAGUGGGAGCGGAGAAUAUCACGCCGGAGCUCAAGGAGAAGCUCAAGGCUUGUGUUCCUGAUACCAAAGUCGUCAUGGGCAGAGCCAAACGCGGUCUCUACGCCGGCCGCCAUAUCCAAUACGGAAACCGCGUCAGUGAAGACGGUGGAAACAAGUCAAGAAGAUGUUGGAAACCAAAUGUCCAGGAGAAGCGAUUGUUCAGCUACAUAUUCGACCGUCACAUUAAAGUCAAAGUCACAACACAUGCUCUCCGCUGCAUCGACAAAGCAGGAGGAAUAGACGAGUACCUGCUUAAAACACCAUACCAAAAGAUGGACACAGAGAUGGGUCUUUACUGGAAAACCAAAGUAGAGCAAAGAUAUGCAGAGCUAGGUCAAAUGGAAGUAGCUUUCUUCACUCCAGAGGAUGAAGCCAAGUUUGAACAAGGAUUCAAAGAUUUGAAUAUAGCUAAGAAAGAUGCUCGUAGGGAAGCUAGAAGAAAUAUGUAUGGAAAGAAAGGCGGAGAAGGGAAAGCUGAUGCAGAAGCUUCUAUUGAAGGUGGAGGGUCAGAGUCACACCAAGAAGAUGAUCAUGGGUGGUUAGAAGCUAAAGCAUAGUGCUGCUCUCUUUUCUUUUUGCUGAGUUUCUUCAACGUUUUUAGAUUUUGGAAGAUGUGAGAGGUAUGUGAUGUUGUAGGUUAUAGGUUCGAUUCCUCCCUACGAAUCCCAUAACUCAGGUUUUGACUUUGAUCAAUGUUGAAAAGUCUUGUAAUAAAUGGUUUACACCUCU
Molecule: messenger RNA, 999 nt
Organism: Arabidopsis arenosa
Lineage: Eukaryota; Viridiplantae; Streptophyta; Magnoliopsida; Brassicales; Brassicaceae
Source: the annotation of a GenBank genome assembly